Messenger RNA from Apis laboriosa (Himalayan honeybee), 1640 nucleotides. RefSeq lists its product as uncharacterized. The record is from RefSeq and is a predicted model, not a curated record. NCBI's taxonomy places the organism in Eukaryota, Metazoa, Arthropoda, Insecta, Hymenoptera, Apidae. Bases 1190 to 1576 code for a protein of 128 amino acids. The transcript has 3 exons.
AGAGAGAGAGAGAGAGAGAGAGAGAGAGAGGGUGAAUUCUGAAAUCCUCGCUCGCGGAGGAGGGUAAAUGUGCUUAUUCUGCUUGAAAGGGGCGACGCGUGGAAAUAAAUCUAACGGGGUCGAAGUGACGAUAAUAUCUAGCUUCCCCGAAGGCAUCGCUCCAUUAACCGAUAUCGUAACAUCGUCCCCCCUCCCCCUUCUUUCGUUCGAGUUCUUUGGAUAGAGUUAUUCCUUCCGAAAUACGAAGCGGAUUCGACGCGCGGACGAUUAAAAGAAGAGGUGGUUGGACGUGAGAGGAAGAGAUGCAGAGGUGAUAACAAGUUGGUGAGAGGGAGAUAGGUGGUUAUUGGGCUGGACGAGGAUCAGUGAACUUCCGAGAAGCGAGAGUUUGAUCUAUAUUUUCUCGCGUAAGAAGAUCCUCUCUCGAAUAAUUAAAAAAGGGAAACUUUUAAUGCGAUAUUUUUCCUUCUUUGUUUUUCAUCUUGUUCUAGGUUAGCAGAGUUGGCCGUUUUAAUUUUUAACUCGUUGAAAAAGUAACUAAGGUUAAAAAAAAUUUCGAAUAAAGUAGUUUAAUCGCUACUAAUCGCGAUUAUUAUUACGUUUUGAACGAUAAAUUAUCGAAGUAAACUUAUUCGUUAACUUCAACUAUUAAAUUUUCUUCAUCGUUGUAGGUUAGAAAUUUGUUGAUGAAAUUUCCUUUGCACGUUCCUCUGAACAUGAUGGAUAUCAUAGAGAACAGUACUGAUCCUCUAAAGAUCAUUUAUACAAUCUUCUGUGUUUUUUAAUGUAUAUUUUCUACCAAGUUUAUAUUUAGAAUUGAUCCUUCAAAAUACAUUCUUGUAUUUUAAAUAAGAAGACAUAUUUUCGAAUAUUCGAAAAUAUUUUCUAAAUUUUCUACCAAAGUUUAAAUAAUAUCACAUAUUUUCUAUUAUUGAAAUAUUUCAACGUCCUUUAAAAUAUUUCCUAAAUUUUUCCACUUAAAGUUUCUCUAAAUAUCCUGUAUACUCGGUUUUAUCGCGUUUAGAAUUUAUCUUCGAAAAUUUAUUCAACACUCUUUAAACAAUACGCGACAUAUUUUCUACCGCAACGAUAAUUAAACGCAUUUUAAUGGGAAAAUCCUCCAGAUAUAAUAAUAAUGACAAUAAUAAUAAUCGGACGUUAAUUAUCAUCCUCCUUAUCUGAGCCACCCAUGAAAAUUAACCGCGUUUAUCCGCCACCGGCAAAGACGCAUCGCCUGCACAUGUAUCAAAAGCGUGUUAUGAAUUCACUAUUUCGCGCGUGUAAUUUCCAACGGAAAUUAGUAGCCGCCAGGCGCAACGGUUUUUCUCCAUCGUCGACGAUUCGAGAAACGAAGAACGCGAAGCGCAACCUGUCGCCAUUCGAGAAUUGCACGCCCACGCCACCGCGCUCGAUAAACCGUGGCGUGAUUCUCGUCGAUCGCGCCUCGAAGUCUGAUGAUGGCUGGAUUGCGGAUUUUUAUGCAGAAAUAUUUCAAAGAAGAUUGAAACACGUCAAUAGACGUCACACUGAGCAGAAAGCAACUAGUACAUCACGUAUAUGUGACAAGAGGAAUUGAUAAAUUUCCGUGUGAAGAGGAAUUGAAAAAUUUCUUUAUAACAAGAUAAACAUUAACUGUAUUA